Molecule: messenger RNA, 3338 nt
Organism: Lymnaea stagnalis (great pond snail)
Lineage: Eukaryota; Metazoa; Mollusca; Gastropoda; Lymnaeidae
Source: the annotation of a GenBank genome assembly
CCCCUCCCGGACGCCCCGCUAGACAAUCUUGGCCAGAGAUGGAUGUCCAAGGAGAACUUGCUCAACAUGGCAGCAGAGGAAGACCCCAGCCUGUUUGUGGCUCUGUACGACUUCCAGGCUGGGGGAGACAAUCAGCUGAGCAUAUCCAAAGGUUGGUUGCUUUUAAAAUGUUGAAAAUCAAUCAUUUUUAUUUGAUGACAAGAACAUCAUUACACAGACAGUUGGUCAGCUGACAUUCACUGUUUGUUAUAGGUUCUGUUUUCUACUCCUUUUGGCAUUUUUUCCUUCCUUAUAUCGUCACUGUAGCUGGUCCACAUACAUUAGGUAUGGGUGCAUUGGUAAAUGGUAUACAGCAGGGAGUGUUCAUAGAUCAUUGCCACAUACUACCAUUGUUUUCACUAUCCUUAAAACUCAACUUAAAUAUUCAAGAGUUUCACUAGAUUAUCAAAGUGUGUCUGUCGUGUAAAAGGGUUAAGGUCCAUAGCUAAUAAGCUAAUUCUUGUGACAUCCGUAAAGAAAUUUGUUAUGUAUAUAUUUGUAAAUAUCAUAAUCUAACUGCUGUUAGUCUGCAUGUCAUUUCCAGUGCUUAUUGCCGGGUAUGCAGAAACAAACUGAUUGUAUAAAUAACAUUGGUGACACCUAUCACAUCAAUUUAUAGUGUUAAAUAAUUACAGACACUAGUAUUUUUUUUUAAAAAUCCAGACAGUAUUCUUCAUUUGCAUCAGUUGACGACUGUAGAAAAAAGAAAAAAACUAUUUCGGAUUUUGUAUUUUUCUGUUAUCUUUUUACAAAUAUCUUCUGAGAAGUAGACUGUCUGAUAAUUAAAUUUUGUAGAAUAUAUUACUUUGUUUGUUAAAAUUUCAACUUGAUUCCAGGCGAGAUGGUCACUAUGAUAGCCUACAACAACAGUGGCGAGUGGUGUGAGGUCAAAAACCGGGCUGGUCAAGGGGGUUGGGUCCCCAGUAACUACAUUGGUCCAGUCAACAGUGUGGACAAGUUUUCCUGGUACCACGGACCCAUCUCUAGGAAUGCCUCAGAGUACCUCCUCAGCUCUGGCAUCAAUGGAAGCUUUCUCGUUCGUGAGAGUGAAAGCAGUCCUGGUCAAAGGUCAAUUUCUGUGCGUUAUGAGGGUCGUGUCUACCAUUACAGAAUUAGUGAGGAUUCUGACGGCAAGGUAAUAAGUUGAUGCAGGUUUGAAAUUAUAAAUGUAUGAUAUUAAAAUGUUGUCAUUUGUAGACGUUUGUAAGCCUUUGAUCAGAUGCCCCUACACACUGCAGCUCAACUUCUAUAAGACGAGAAGAAAAUUUGUAAUAAAGGAGCUGAUAUGGGUGCGAUGGCCAGCCAAAGUGUCAUAGAUGUAAAAAAAAAUAUCGUUAAAAAUAACUUUAACACCUUUUUCAAACUUAUGUAAAGUGCUAAUUGUAUGAGGACAGAACAAAACCAUGAUCGCUGGAUGGCCCUUAGUUACUUCAUUCAAUCACAAUUUGACUUUGUUUUGCCUUGUUUCCUUGCCAGGUUUUUGUCACCCAAGAACAUCGUUUCAACACCCUUGGAGAGCUGGUCCACCACCAUUCCAUCCACGCGGACGGCCUUGUCACCACAUUGCUGUACCCUGCACCAAAGAGACAGAAACCCACCGUGUUUGGCGUCAGCCCUGAACCUGACAAGUGGGAGAUAGAGCGGACAGAAAUAGCCAUGAAACAUAGACUUGGUCAGUGUUGUUCAGUUCAAGGACAUUGGUUGUUGUAUUGUCAUGGCACGGAAGCAUUGAUUGAAUUACUUGUAAAUAUAGCUGCUGUCAUUUAUAUGAUGAGCUGGUGAGGGGUAACCCACUUAAACAACAUGGAUGUUGCUUUCAGUUCCCUGGCGAGCCAUUAACUUGACAAUGCUCAUGUUUUAAAAAUUUUUUUUGUUGUAGCUUUGAAAAUACUGUUACAGAAUUUGAAACAAAGAAUUUUUAAUGAAAUCAUCAGACCUAUUAUUCAUAUAAUAUUUGGAGAUUCAGAAAAAGCUGACAAAUUUUGUUAUUUUUAUAAAAGGGAAAUUUCAAUUCAGAAAGCAUUCAUGUUAAAAAAAAUUAUUAUACGGGGGGUUUCCAUAAAUGAUGAGUUUUUGUCUUAUCUUGGACUAUCAUUUCAAUUAACAGUAUCAUUUAUUUUUCCCUGAUGUAACAAAAAAAUAUCCGUCUGGGAGAAGUUUUUGCAAUGUUUCAAUGGUAUAUUAAAAAAAAUUUCAGGUGGUGGUCAGUAUGGAGAUGUGUAUGAAGCUAUUUGGAAGCGCUACAAUAAAACGGUUGCUGUUAAAACAUUAAAGGAAGAUACAAUGGCUCUCAAAGAUUUUCUGGAAGAAGCUGCCAUUAUGAAGGAGAUGAAACAUCCAAAUUUGGUGCAGUUAUUAGGUCAGUUUCAGUGCUUGUAUUGGGUCAUGUACAGCACAGCAGGUGUUUUACAGGGUUUUGUUCUAGUUACAAAUAAGUUAAGCCAGCCACAAGUUUGGUGUGCUAACCUUGUGCCAUUUGUUGGCCAUCUGCUAGCCAUGCGUCCUCACAUGCAGCUUACACCAGGUGGUCUGCCACACGCUGCCACCAUCGAUUAGUAGCUGCUUUUUUAAUGUGGUGCUUAGCACUCCACGGCCAGACCUGAAUACUAAAAUAACUUCACGUAUGUAUCAGCAUGACCUUUAUGAGUCUGGUUUCACAUUCUAAAAUUCCGAACUAAAGAUUUGAAGACAUAUGAUUUAUCUAUUGAACUUCAACUACUUUUUUUUUAAAAUAAAAUUUUUAUACAAUUUUUUGUGAGAAGUGUUUUGGUGGGGUGGUUUAUUUCACGAGUUAAAAUGGGCCAUCAGGGUCUCAGGCAAGUGAUGCUCAAUAGUUGUAUUUUUCAUUAAAUAAAUGACAUGCAUUUGUUCUUAUUUUUAAAUUUGUAAAAUAUUCCUCUUUUAAAUUGCAUGUUUAAAAAUAUUAUGAAUAAUCCCCUUAACAGAGUCAAAAACAAACCCUUGUCUGAUGACAUAUUGGUUACCCAUGCAUCUAUAAUCUAUGCCUUGAUUUUUAUGCAAUCGAAUCUAAUUUUUACACAGUACAAUGUUGCUAUUUUAAAAUAAUAAAAUGCUGUUGCCUUCAGUAAUGCUUGGAGUAGUUAUUUGUAAUUUAAGUGUGCAACAAGGAAAUAAGAGAAAAACUUGAGGGGUUAUUACCGUCACCUUGUCUUUGAUUGCCAGUUAAAUUUCUUAUCAGCAACCGUCGGUGAAUGCUUAAAAACAGAAGAUUCUGAAUUGAUGGCAUUGCAGGUGUGUGUACCAGAGAGCCACCAUUCUACAUUGUCACAGAGUUUAUG